CGGCUAUGAGAAAGUUGUUUAAAAAAUAAUAAUUGAAAUUGAAAUUCACAUAUAUUUAAAACGAAUUCAUAUCAAGCAAAUAAUUCCAUUUUGCGCAUUCCAACCCAAGCACUAUGCGCAACACACUCACGUCUGGCUCGUUCGUUUGGCGCAUCGUCUCGCUUCUGCUGCUGCUUUGCACGCUCGGUGAGCACAAAGUCAAAGCCCAAUUCGGUUACUUUCCCGGCAUUUAUGGUGGCUAUGGUGGUGGUUACGGUGGUCUUGGCUACGGAAAUGGCCUUGGCGGCGGUGGUGGUUAUGGUGUGUAUCCCGGCCUUGGCGGUUAUCAGCCAUAUCCCUCCUACUUUGGUGGCGGCUAUGGCAACAUGUAUCCGUGUUACAGUGGCUACUUGUGUAGUGGUGGUUAUCCUGGCUAUGGAGGUUAUCCAUUUUACGGCAAUGGCAUGAAUACGGCGUACGCAAGUAGCAGUGGUGGUGGCAUGGCCAGUGCAUCGGCCAGCAGUGGUAGUGGCUUUUUUGGUUAGUGCAUGGAGCGUGCGUGUGUGCAGUUCUCAAACUUCGUUGCAGAAGUACAAUACAAAUAUACAUUUACGGGUUUUAGAGAUAAGUUAGAAUAGUUUUAGUUUGUAAAAAUCGUUCUGUUAUUGCUAUUGUUUUCGAAUUUAUUUGGACCU
Anastrepha obliqua is the source of this 674-nucleotide messenger RNA. Its product is annotated as keratin-associated protein 19-2. NCBI's taxonomy places the organism in Eukaryota, Metazoa, Arthropoda, Insecta, Diptera, Tephritidae. The transcript is spliced from 2 exons. Bases 114 to 524 code for a protein of 136 amino acids. The record is from RefSeq and is a predicted model, not a curated record.